AUGACAGACCAGUCCGAUCGAGCCACAGGCAACGACAGGCUGGAGUCCACGCUUCAGAUCCCUCCCAACAUUUCGCCGGAAAAUGAAUCUGAUAAUGGUCCAGAAACUCCAGUUGUAAGCGGGAGCAAUACAUCCGUGACUGUAGAGAGGACUGAGCCGGAUCCUGUCACAACCAUCGCCACCAGUGCCAAUGCAGGCCGCGGAUCCAACCAUGGCCCAGAUGACGAGGACGAUGAGGAAGAAGAUGAGGAGGGGGACGAUGAGGAUGACGACGAGGAAGAUGAGGAGCCUCGUCUCAAAUAUGCGCGCUUGACACAAAGCUUAAGUGGUCUCUAUCGUAACGGCGAUGCGACCAGCGCAUUCCUCGUCGGAGGAGACAAAAUGAUUAUUGGAACCCAUAACGGCAACAUUCAUGUCAUUCAAUUACCAACUCUACAACCCCUUCGAGUCUACCACGCACAUUCAGCAUCGGUUACCAGCAUAUCGACGUCUCCAUACCCUCCUCCCUUAUCAAACGACCGAUCAGAACGGCCGCCGCCGUCGCAGCAGCCCCAGGCCCAGCCGAAUUUGCGACCCGAUGCCUCUCCUGCCAGUGCCUCUAGGCGACCCAAGGGACCAGCACAGCUGCCACGGAUACCCUCGAACGACAUAUACGUAGCUACUUCGUCUAUGGAUGGCAACGUAUGCAUCCAGUCACUUUUAGAUAUGAAAGACGUCCAUCUAAGAAACUUUGCACGGCCGGUCCAAGCUGUCGCGUUAUCCCCAGAGUUCAAGAGUGAUCGUACAUAUCUAUCCGGUGGUUUGGCGGGCCAGCUCAUCUUGACUGUAGGCGGUGGCCAGGGCAGAAGUACGUCCACUACGACCGGAACGGCGGUCGCAGCAGCGUCUGGAUGGCUUGGAAGCAUGGGUCUAGGUACCAGCAGUGGUAAAGACACAGUGUUGCAUUCCGGAGAAGGUACCAUAAGCAGCAUUAAGUGGUCCCUUUCUGGGAAGUAUGUCGCCUGGUUGAACGAAUAUGGCAUCAAGUUGAUGCGUUCCAAGCUUCAUCUCGAAAGCGCUGAGUCUGAGGGGGCUUGGCAGCGAAUUGGACAUUAUGAUAGACCACAGACGGAGGAAUGGGAGGCCAUGGCAAGCGUGUGGAAAGGUCGACUAGAGUGGAUCGACGAGCAGGCCAUUGAGACUGAUGAAUGUCGGUCUUCGGGGGAUGGUGCUGCAAAUCUCGCAAUUUCAGCGCCAAAGAAGACCGUAGAAAGGCUUCUCGUAGGCUGGGGUGGUACCAUUUGGAUUAUUCACGUCCAUCACGGGCCCACUAGCGAUAGUGGGAGGAAUGGUCACGACAAGCCGUUUGGUCGGGCAGAAGUCGCCAAGAUCUUGCGGAUGGACUGCAUUAUUUCGGGAAUCUCCCUCUACACUCCGAGUACCUUACUUGUCCUUGCAUUUUGCCCGACGGAUGAUGACGAAGACGAACAAGUGCCAGAGCAACCUACAGUUUCGGGCCACAAAUCAAGAUUAUCCUCAGGUUCUGCAGGAAGUGAACCCGCUGGAGGCAUAAGACGCCGCCAGAACAAUCACCCUCCCGAACUGAGGCUUAUCGAUCUCGAUUCUCAGAUGGAAGUAGAUAAAGAUCGCCUUGGAGUGAGUCGCUUUGAGCGCCUUGGCCCGGCUGAUUACCACCUUGGUGUUCUUCCUGCCCAAGCAGCAGCGACCGCAGUGGCAUCCCGAGGCGCAUUAGAGGCACUGGCCGGCUUUGGCAACGACAUGUGGAAUGUGGCUAUCAACCCUAAAUCGCUUUUUAGUUCUGGUGCUAGUAUAAUGAGCAGAGACAGCGGAGACGAUGCUGCGUCUGUCUCCAAGACCGGCAGCACGGCUGGAACAAUUCGCCGGGGACAAGGCAAGAUCCCAGGUCCCAUCACUAUCCACCCCAGUUUGUCGAAGCCCGGCAUCAAGAUAUUCAUGCACAGUCCAUAUGACUGUAUUCUUGGCACAAAACGAGAUUUGGCAGACCACUUGCAAUGGCUUGUUGAGCACGAACAAUACCAACAGGCUUGGGAGCUAUUAGACGAGAAUCCGGACAUAGUCGCAACCACACCAGAAAAGCCCAUUGAUGCGGGGCCAGCAACCCCAUCAGCACGACAAGCAGCUGUAGAGGAUUUCUUUGACGGCGAUUCGGCGGUAGCGUCCACUCAGCAAGAUGUACACUCCCAGGCCAUCAAGGAAAAACGACGCAUCGGAGAGCUAUGGAUUCAACAGGUGAUAGAGGAUGGCAACUGGCGACGGGCAGGUGAGGUCUGUGGCCAAGUUCUUGGCACCCCAGACAGGUGGGAGAAAUGGGUAUGGACAUUUGCCGGUGCCAAACACUUCGACGAAAUUACACCGUAUAUUCCGUCGCAACCAAUGCUUCCUCCGCUCCCAACAACGAUAUAUGAGGUAGUUUUGGGCCAUUAUAUCCAGAAUGAUAAACCUCGAUUUCGGGAGCUGUUAGAUCUGUGGACAACAGAUUUGUUUGAUGUUAGCACCAUCACGACUGCCUUGGAGAAUCAACUCAAGUUUAGAGAUGUCCGCGAGGAUAGCAUUGAAGAUGGAGAGAAGGGGAGAGACUGGUCGAUUGUGAUGGAAAGUCUCGCGCGGCUUUACGAAGCUGGUGGACGGCAUCGGGAGGCUCUGAAGGUUUAUAUCAAGCUUCACGACGCUGAUUCCGCGUUUCGUCUCAUUAGAGAGCGCCAUCUAGCCGAAGCUGUCGCAGAUGACAUCCCAGGUUUUAUAGGCUUGAGAGUAGCACCAGAGAGGAUGAAGCAAAUGACUCAACAGGAACUUGUCGAGGCGACGUCGGAGGCCAUUACGCUGCUUGUGGACGAGGCUCAACAUGGAUUGGUUCGUCCCGACAUUGUUGUUGAGCAACUGGAGGCCAAAAAGAUGAACCCGUAUCUUCAUUUUUACCUCAAAGGCUUGUGGCGAGGCCAGGGCAUCAAAGAACACUCAGCAGAGAACAUCGAACGGCUUGUCAUGGACAGCCAAGCCCUGGUGGAUAGCUACGCCGACUUGGCCGUUCACCUAUUUGCGACAUAUGAUAGAGCGCUGUUGAUGGAGUUUCUCAAAGCAUCAACCUCGUACACGUUUGAAAAGGCUGUGCAAGAAUGCGAGGCAUGUUCAUAUCACGAUGAACUUGUGUACUUAUACUCCAAGACUGGCCAGAUGAAACGUGCCUUGUACCUUAUCAUUGAUCGCCUCAAAAACGUCCAGAAAGCAAUCGAAUUUGCCAAGGAGCAGGACGACCCGGAUUUGUGGAAUGAUCUUCUCGAUUACAGUAUGGAUAAGCCAAGCUUCAUCCGCGCCUUGCUGGAGCAGGUUGGCACUACCAUCAACCCCAUUACACUGGUGAGGCGGAUACCGGAAGGCCUUGAGAUUCCAGGUCUGAGAGAGGGACUCACACACAUGAUGAAGGAGCACGAACUGCAGCACAGCAUUAGCUCAGGGGUGGCCAAAGUUUUACGAAGCGAACUUGCGGCUGCACAGAAUGAUUUGAGGACUGGCAGACAAAAAGGCAUCAAGUUUGAGGUAGUACAACCAGAUGGUGAAGACAAUCCAGCUGUUCCCAGCAGAGGCCAGGCGGCGGCGGCGGCGGCAGAAAGGAACGCUGGCGAGCACCCAAUGGGUGAGAGGGCGGAGCACGACCAUGUCGUACCGCAACCAGGGCGCUGUGCGAGCUGCCACGAGGCAUUUACCGAGUUCGAGAUGGAAAUGAUACUUGGGUUUGCGUGCGGACACGUAUUUCAUGUCAGCCACCUACUUGAACUUCUUCACAAGGGAAGAAAAGCCGACGUUGAUCUAGGCGCGGAACCUGGUGAAACUGGGCGACAUUCCGUGGGAAUGAAGGUCAUGAGAGCCAGGCUGUUGCGAGAUAAGGUUAGAGAGGGCUGUCCAAUUUGUCAUUGA
This is a messenger RNA of Pochonia chlamydosporia 170, 3933 nucleotides long. Its product is annotated as vacuolar assembly protein. Gene Ontology annotation, biological process: protein targeting to vacuole; endosomal vesicle fusion; cellular response to starvation. The coding region runs from base 1 to 3933 and encodes 1310 amino acids. Gene Ontology annotation, cellular component: late endosome; HOPS complex. NCBI's taxonomy places the organism in Eukaryota, Fungi, Ascomycota, Sordariomycetes, Hypocreales, Clavicipitaceae. The transcript has 5 exons. The record is from RefSeq and is a predicted model, not a curated record. Gene Ontology annotation, molecular function: protein binding.